Molecule: messenger RNA, 1516 nt
Organism: Salpingoeca rosetta
Lineage: Eukaryota; Choanoflagellata; Craspedida; Salpingoecidae
Exons: 3
Coding region: 32-1129 (365 amino acids)
Cellular component (GO): cytoplasm; membrane
Source: RefSeq, a predicted model, not a curated record
GUAUGCUUGCACUCUCGCGGUAGUGAUUCCAAUGACCACUCGCACUUUGGCUUCCUUCUCAGCGUCGCUCACACUCAUACGCUCACGCAUACACCAUACAUCAUGUUCUCCAACCCCAAUUCCAUGGAGCAGGUCGUUGUUGUCGCUUCACCCGACGUCCGCGCAGUUUACAGACAUCUUGUAUGGCGUGAAGACGCUAUCGCUGACCCUCAUUGGGUGGUACACGCUGCAUGAGGUGUUUGUGUACUACGGCUUCUCCCUCGGGCGCUGGCUGGCGCAAGUGGCCUUCUGGGUCACGCUGCUUGUGCUGUGCAUCUUCUCCAACCACAAGCUCUAUCGGGGCUUCCGUGCAUUCUUUUAUGAGCGCCUGCACACGUUCUUCACCUUCUCGGAAGUCAAGUUUGUCGACGUGCUCACCGCAGAUGCCCUCACCUCAAUGUCCAAACUCCUCGCCGACAUGCAGAUUGUCGUUUGCUCGAUUGUGGGGGUGCUGAGCCUGAACUUUGAUGCGGGGAACACGCGGUGCAUGCACAGCGUGGUGGCGCCGGUGCUGGCAAGCCUGCCAUACCUCAUCCGUGCCAUCCAGUGCUACCGCGCAUACCUCAGCACGGGAUCCUCGCACCAUCUCGUGAACCUUGGCAAGUACCUGUCCUCCUUCCCCGUCAUCUGGACCUCCGCCCUGAAGCACCAGCUUGCGCCCGUCGAAGGCGUGCGUCUUGACAAACACGACCAGUACCUUCAACUGCUCUGGCUCUACACUGUCACCAUCAACACCCUCUACUCGUACCUGUGGGACAUUCUCAUGGAUUGGGGCCUGUGCCGCUCGCCACGCGCCAAGCACGUUUUAUUGCGUGAUGACCUGCAUUUUAAACGCCCCUGGUUGUAUUACACGGCCAUGGCUGGGGAUCUUGCCCUACGCCUGUGCUGGAGCCUCAAACUCUCCUCGCACCUCCAACAACACGCUUCAGGGCAAGCGUUUGCGUUUCUGUUUGAGGUGCUUGAGGUGUUCAGGCGGUUCGUGUGGAAUUUCUUCCGUGUGGAGUGGCAGUACAUACAGGAACGCCACAAACACACCACCCGCGAGCUCACAGCCGUCCUGCAUACUUCUAGUCCGCGGGCCUUGACAUAGCAGACCGACCGCAAGCACGCUUCGAUAACGCGCACGCACGUGUUUUUGAUGCGUGUUACAUGUCAGCGCGACAGGCUUGUUCAUGCGUACAGGUGUUUGUUUGUGCGUGCUGGAGUGUUUGUAUUUGACAGAAGCGAGUGAGAGCACACGUGUCAUUUCUGGUGUGAUGACGGUGGUGUGGUGCUGUGGCAGGAGAGACAGUUACCAGGUAUCCUGUGAUGCGCUGUGCAGACUUUUACGGGUAGGAGGUGUACACAGCAGGCGCUUGCUUGCAUGCAGACAAGGCUCACACCCACGAUCACACGUGGCAAAGAGAGCUGUGGGUUUAGUUGGUGUUGACGUUGUUACAGUAGGAAAGCCAGGCAUUUCACAGCAAGUAAACAACAC